Eufriesea mexicana is the source of this 1611-nucleotide messenger RNA. RefSeq lists its product as uncharacterized. The coding region runs from base 1 to 1572 and encodes 523 amino acids. The transcript has 7 exons. Lineage: Eukaryota; Metazoa; Arthropoda; Insecta; Hymenoptera; Apidae. The record is from RefSeq and is a predicted model, not a curated record.
AUGCAGAGCAACUUCAAAUUUUCAAGGGGUAAUGACAGCGGUGUAGCAGAAGCAAUUGGAAAUUGGGGAUUUUCUAACAGAAUUUCGAGUUCUGGUCAAGAACUUAGACGUUUAAGAUGUCUCUUCAACAAGAUGGAUUGCUUGAGAACUACAAAACCAGUGAUGUGUGUAAAAUAUAAUUGUUUAUAUGAUCCAGAAGCAUGGUAUACAAAACCUAGUCCUGAAGAAUGCAAACCGCUCUGGACAGUACCAAUGAGAAGGCCGCUUAUUACAUUUAGUUCCACUGCUGAUAUAUAUAUGACUGCAAAUUUAAAUAGAAUCGGGACGGAUUUACUUUACCCUAUUCCAGGUCGAAGUUACCUAUUACAGGGUACGGAUAAAUGGUAUCGGCAUGGACCAGGAUGUUCUCCUCUGCAAACUUGUUUAACACAAUUUUUUAUCCAAAAUUUCUUGCAACAUGGUAAAUUAACAAGUAUUUUGUCCUCAACAACGUUUACACAACCGAACACAAUGGCAACUACUUCAACAAUUUGUACAGUAAAACCAAAAGCAAUAAAAUGUGCUUAUCAUCAAAGAAUAUCAAAGCCACAGGUAUGUAAUCAGGAAAAAGCACCAUGUAUUCCAAUGUAUCUUAUGAUCCCAUUUGAAGAAACACAAAGAAAAGAAACAUGUUGUAAAUAUAGAACAGAUGGAUUUAAAAAAAUUACCCAGACUCCAGAGAAAACAAAUUGCUUAAAAUUUCCUGAAAUGCGAAAUGGUAUUCUGUUCACAAGAUGCCAGUGUGUACAUAGAGAUGGUCUUCAAGAUGACUGUCCAUUAAGUCAGUGUCAAAAUCAACCCGAAUGCUUUGUCAAACCAUGGCCCAACUGCUUACCAGCACAAUAUUUACAGUCUCGACAUCCGGAACAGUAUCCAUCAGGACAAACUGAUAGACAUGGUGAUAAACACAUCGGCAAACAUAGUGGAGUACAUGGUGUUGAACAUGGUUGUGGGCAUACCGGGAAACACGGAGGCGGACAUGGUGGCGGACAUGGUGGCGGACAUGGUUGUGGACAUGGUGGUGGACAUGGCGAUAAACAUGGCGGACAUGGAGAACAUGGAAAACAUGGCGGACAUGGCGAACAUGGUGCACAUGGGGGACAUGGUGGGCAUGGUGGACAUGGUGGACACGGUGGACAGCGUGGCAAACAUAAUGGUAAACAUGGUGGUGGACACGGCGGUGAACAUGGUCGUAAACAUGGCGGACAUGGAGAACAUGGUGGACACGGUGGUAAACAUGGCGGACAUGGAGAACAUGGCGGACAUGGUGGACAUGGUACCGAACACGGUGGACAGCACGGUGAUGGACAUGGGGGUGGACAUGGUGGUGGGCAUGCGGAUGGACAUGGAGGUGGGCAUGGUGGUAAGCAUAGCGGUAAACACGGUGGUGGGCAUGGUGGUGGACAUGGUGGUAAACAUGGUGAACAACAUGGUGGUGGACAAGGUGGUGGACACGGUGGUAGACAUGUUGUCGUACAGGGUGGCGUACAUGACGGCGGACAUGGGGGUGGACAUGGAACACAAACGUUAUAAGAAGCACACGGCGGUGUACAAGAACUGAUACAGGGUGUA